Marmota monax (woodchuck) is the source of this 7002-nucleotide messenger RNA. RefSeq names its product solute carrier family 4 member 1 adaptor protein (gene Slc4a1ap). The transcript is spliced from 14 exons. The coding region runs from base 200 to 2422 and encodes 740 amino acids. NCBI's taxonomy places the organism in Eukaryota, Metazoa, Chordata, Mammalia, Rodentia, Sciuridae. The record is from RefSeq and is a predicted model, not a curated record. Gene Ontology annotation, molecular function: mRNA binding; protein binding.
UACGACAGCCUUUUCCUGUCAUUAUGACCUGCCUGGGCCACGCACCCCUUUACAAAGCUCUGGGACUUGACGGAGCAACCGAAUCAUCCCUGCCCAGAGAAACCGCUUCGAGUUGGGACGAGGGCGACACGGUCAGGAACGUAGAGAGCGAAGGGUGAGGAUUCCUAGGAACAUAUUUCGACAUCGCACUCGGUUAAGGAUGGCAGAUAUUCCCUCUCUGUCAGAGCCUCCAGUGUCGCUAGAACUGAGUGGCGACUUUAAGAAGCCAGCCCUGCCGGCGACCCCAGCAGUGCGGAGUAAGGCUCCGACCGCCAGUCCCGCAAACCCUGAGGAGGUGAAGAAGGAAUGGCCCACGGAGCCGCGGGACUCUGACUCUACGGAGCCCGACGUUCCGCCUCGGCGGGACAGCGGAGAGACUAGGAGUGUCCAGGAAGAGCAGCUGCGUCCCCCCACCGCGGUUUCCUCCCCUGGCGGCCCGGCUCGAGCUCCGCGGUACCGAGAGCCGCCGUGGGGCAGCCCAGCCACGGCCCCCUAUAGCCUAGAGACCCUGAAGGGCGGCACCAUCCUGGGCACCCGUAGCUUAAAAGGGACAAGUUGCUACCUUUUUGGGAGGCUGUCUAGCUGCGACAUGUGCCUGGAGCACCCUUCGGUGUCUCGGUACCACGCGGUGCUCCAACACAGGGCGUCCGACCCGGACGGAGAAUGCGAUGGCCACGAGCAAGGCUUCUACCUCUACGACCUGGGAAGUACCCAUGGCACGUUCCUCAACAAAACUCGAAUCCCUCCCCGCACCUAUUGUCGAGUCCAUGUCGGGCACGUUUUCCGCUUUGGUGGUAGCACCCGGCUCUUUAUUCUGCAGGGACCAGAAGAAGACCGAGAGGCAGAAUCCGAGUUAACAGUAACACAGUUGAAGGAACUGCGCAAGCAGCAACAGAUGUUGUUGGAGAAGAAGAUGCUAGGAGAAGAUUCAGAUGAAGAAGAGGAAAUGGAUAACACGGAAAGGAAGAGGAAUACUAGUAACCAAGAUGAUGAGAUGGGUUGUACCUGGGGAAUGGGAGAAGAUGCUGUAGAGGAUGAUGCAGAAGAGAAUCCCAUUGUCUUAGAGUUUCAGCAGGAAAGGGAAGCCUUUUAUAUAAAGGACCCAAAAAAGGCUCUCCAAGGUUUCUUUGACCGAGAAGGAGAAGAACUAGAAUAUGAAUUUGAUGAACAGGGACAUAGCACUUGGCUCUGCAGGGUGAGAUUACCUGUGGAUGAUUCAACUGGGAAACAGCUGGUGGCUGAGGCCAUUCACUCAGGAAAGAAAAAAGAAGCAAUGAUUCAGUGCUCACUGGAAGCUUGCCGGAUCCUUGAUACUUUGGGAUUGCUGCGGCAGGAAGCAGUAUCUCGGAAAAGGAAAGCCAAGAACUGGGAAGAUGAAGAUUUUUAUGAUAGUGAUGAUGACACAUUCCUUGAUCGCACUGGCCUUGUGGAGAAGAAGCGUCUUAACCGAAUGAAGAAGGCUGGGAAGAUUGAUGAGAAGCCAGAGACCUUUGAAUCACUGGUUGCAAAGUUAAAUGAUGCUGAAAGGGAACUCUCUGAAAUUUCUGAGAGGCUCAAGUCCUCAAGCAAAGCUCUGUCAGAGUCCCCACCUCAGGAUUCUUUAGAUGCAUUCAUGUCAGAAAUGAAAUCAGGGAGUGCAUUAGAUGGUGUGUCCAGGAAGAAACUUCAUCUCAGAACUUUCGAACUGAGGAAAGAACAACAGAGGCUUAAAGGGUUAAUAAAAAUUGUAAAGCCAGCAGAGAUUCCAGAACUAAAAAAGACUGAAAGUCAGACUACAGAUACAGAAAAUAAAGCUAAGAAACUUACACUGCCUCUCUUUGGUGCUAUGAAAGGAGGAAGCAAAUUCAAGUUAAAAACUGGAACAGUAGGGAAAUUGCCCCCCAAGCGUCCAGAACUCCCUCCGGCUCUAAUGAGAAUGAAGGAGGAGCCUGAAGUAGAAGAGGAGGAGGAAGAAGAAGAUGAAGAAGAAGAGAAAGAAAAGGAGGAGCACGAAGAGAAAAUGGAGGAUGGAAACAGCAGGUUGCCACAGGAGAUAGAGCCAGAAACUUCAGUGCAGGAAAUGAGUUCUCCCACAGAUCUCACAUGUUCUAAGGAAACAAAAAACCAUGAAAACAUGUCUCAAAUCAGCCACAUGGAACAGAAGAAAAAUUAUCAAGAGAUUAAUGAAACAUCUUCAUCAUGCAAAGAACCAUCAGCACCAAAGAAUGAAUAUGAGAAAAGCAGAGAUGAAUUGAAGAAAAAGAAAGCUCCUGGUCCAGGCAAGUUUCCCCCCACACUUUCUUCUAAAUAUCCCGAAGAUGACCCAGACUACUGUGUGUGGGUUCCACCUGAAGGCCAAAGUGGAGAUGGCAGAACCCAUCUUAAUGACAAGUAUGGCUAUUGAUUACAUCAGAGUCCCAGAGGAAGAUCUUGUGGACUAUGUGACAUAGAGUAUUUGGAAUAAUAUGUGAAGUUGAAUGGCCAGAGAAGUUCAGAUGAUCUUAUGUAAAAUCUGGUGACUGACUUUUUCUUCCAUGCUCUUGGCUUCUUGAAUUUAUCUUGUUAUCCAGUUCUCCUGAUUUGGGAAUUUAUGUUUAAAAGUAUUUAUGUUUGUAUGUAUAUAUGUGUGUGUGUGUGUGUGUGUGUGUAUGAAGGGAACCAUAUAUUUUGAGAAAUAGUAAAGUGAGAAACAGGGACGCUAUUAUAAAAUGAAAAGUCAAAGUGCCCCUAAUACUGAUUUAAGAUGAUAGCCUGUUUGAUUUAAGAUUUAGGGACUGUGGGUUAGAGGUGUAGCUUGUCUAGCAUGCUUGAGGCCUUGGGUUCCAUCCCCAGAAACACAAUUUUAAAAAAAGAUGGAGAAUUGUGCUUUCCUAAGCAUUAGGCUAUGUCUGGCAGUUAGGGUGUAGAAUUCACUAAUAUUGCUUCCUCAGAUGUGAAAUAUGAAUAUUUCAUGGAUCUGACUCUGGAUGUCCUUGUCAUUCUUAGAACUAAAUUUAGAUUGACAGUGAAAGUUUCCUACUGCCUCCAACCCUAAUCCUCCCUCUACAUUUGAGAAUAGACCCUGACUUAUCAGGACAAGGUUAACCAUAGCACCAUCUCAUAUACUCGGGCCCCAGUCUGAUAAAAACUCAGCCCAUUGAAUAUCUUGGCUCUGACUAAUCAAUUAGUCAUCCUCCUCUUACAGAAGGGUGCAAAUAUUGUUAUGGAAUGAAAAGUUGAAUGUGUUCCGCCCAAUGUGUGUUUUCUCACCUCUGUGUUUUCCUCUUGGGAACAAAGAAAUGUAAAAAGAUGUCUUACUCCACCCCUUUUCCCCAUGAUUAAUGCCUCACUUUACUUCCAUAGAUAGAAAGCGGGAAAGUGAAGGGAUGCAGCAAGGUAGAGAGCAUUUGGGUUAGGCUUAAGGCAGACAUUGGGGAGAAAUGCUGUGGCCCAGCCAGAGAGUGAAUGAGACUGGUUGCUUUUUUAUAAUGGAUUACGCAGUAUAUACAACAGUAGGCAGGAAGAAGUAAUGAGCCAUUCCAGUUACCGUGACAGAUGGGGGAAGUUCUGGUCUACUAAAAAUAAGUCCUUCAUCUUUCAAAAGAGAGUGUUGGUACUCUGAGAAACUUACUUUGGACUUCAUUCAGACCAAUAGGGAGAACUGAUUGAUGAUAUAAGAAGUGUCAGGAAUUUGGGGGCAGUGUUCGUGACAUUUGGAUUAAAACAAUGGACAGAGGUCUGAGCCACAUCAGUGGUCUUUGCAUAUGAAAUUCUAUUCAAACACAGUUGUAUGUGUGAGCCUAAUAUUUGAAUGGUAAAAAUAUAUCUGCUCUGGGUGAAGUGAAGGUGCAGGGAUUGGAGCUACUACACACACACAUCCUCUCCUCCAGUGACCCUAAGGAAUCCCAGGAGCUAUAGGAGGAUAGACAGCUUUAGGAGGACAGAUUUCUAAGGUUCUGGGAAUAGUAGGUAUGCUUUCGUUUCUACAGACACUGAAAGCAAGUGGGAUUCCACAUGCCAAAAUAAAAUCUAAAUAUGUAAUUUGUGGGCAGUGGACUUGAUUUAAAUGACCUACACAUGUUUCUUAGCUGCCUUUUACUAAAUAGAGACUGGGAAUAGGACUAAAUUCUCUGAGUCUCAAUUUUGUUAUCUCAAGCAAGGCUAGCAAAGCUUCCUGCUCCUAGAACCUCAAAUGUACUUAAGGAUUGGAUGAGAUGAUGGAGGUGGAUUUAGUACGGGACUUUAUAGAUGUUAGUAGUUGUUAUUUUAAAAAGGGGACACAAGCCAGGCAUGAUGAUGCACACCUGUGUAAUCUCAGCAACUCAGGAGAAAUUUAAGUUUUUAGUUAUAGUACUUGGAUCUUAACUGCAGACCAAUUGAAGCAGAAUCCCUGAGGUGACCCCUUCUACAAGGGGUCUCUGAUGUACAACCCAGGGUGACAAACCUCAAGAGUACUUUUUUCCUACAGCCAAUUUUUUUCUAUAAGGGCCAGGUAUUUUAGGCUUCGUAAGCUGUAUGAUUUGUUGCAUGCAACUACUCAGCUCUGCUUUUGUAGUACACUUGUAAAUAGCAUUAACAAUAUAUGAGUGAGUGUGACUUCUUUCCAAUGUGUUUAUUUAUAAAAACAAAUAGCAGGCUGGUUGGCAGACCCCUGGUCUAGACUGAUUCAUCUUCAAGGUCUUAUUUGGUUCAAAAUGUUCCCUUAUACCUUUUUUUUAAAAAGCGUGUCCCAGUUCAUGCAUAUUUGGAAGAUUUGUAUUCAGAAUACCAAUUAUCUCCUCCUGAAUAUAUGGGUUGCAGUUUAUGGUUACCAGAAGUUAAAGUAAACCAGUCUCUGCCACGCGACCAGCACGAGCUUCAUGAAAGAAGGUUCGGUUCAUAAGAAAUUGCUAGUGAGUUUUAAAUUAAAGAGACAGACUCUCAUUACCUUUAACACAGCUCCAAGAUGGCUUCUCCUAGCUCCCGCCUCUAGCCACCUAAUGUGGUGGUGAGGUUUACAGAAGAGACUAGUGAGAGAGGGAGAGCAUGCCAGGGAGUGAGAUUUUAUUGGAGAACAAAAAAUUCCAGGGAAAAUCCCAUCCAAUGAAGGUUAAGGGGGGCAGCAUCCCAAGGUCAGGGGCGGCGAUUGGGUCUUCAGGUCAGUGGCCAGGCACGUCUCUGCACAGACAAGCCCUCGGACCUGGGAAAGGGUGGGGAAGGCUUUUAACACCGCUGUGUUUAAGCUCCUCUCACCCUCCCUCUUGCCAGGGAGGUAACUCAAAUCACGUGCAAAGAUCGCCUCCCACAAGUCUCCUUUUCUCAGAAAUAAAAGUAAGGUUAUUUAGUCAUUAGAAAAAAAUACUUGGUCGCAGCAGGAACACAAUAGUUAACUGCAAGCAGGGUGUCCCUAGUCAGCUGUCCUGGACAAGAAUUCUGAACCUUGAAUUCUCCACACUCAACCUAUAGUGUGGAGAAAGAGUGAAAAAAGGUGAGAAGACUCGGGGACCAGUUAGGAGCCAGUGGCAGCAGUCCAGCUGAGAGAUUAUGAUGGCUUGAAUUCAGUGGAGAUCGAGAAGGAAAGAGACACAUGGAUCUUAGCAAUAUUUUUAAAAGUAGAAUGACUUAAGUUGAGUGGUGGGGGGGUUGUGUAGGGUAAACGAAAGGAAUCCAAGAAGAUUCCUAGGCUGCAAAUUUCCACAUCUGAGUGGAUGAUGGGUCAUUCAUUGAGGGGGGAAAUAAGAAGCGCUGGUGUAAAAGUGGAGGGGUCAUGAAUUCAACACUUUGAGGCACCUAAAUAAAAUGUCCACCAGGCAGUUGAAUACAUAGGCCUGGAUCUCAGAAGAGAGGGCCUAGGAGCAGUUAUGGCUGUCCAACAAAUGAACCUCAGCAUUGGGAUGGGGAGAUCCAGUAGGAUUCAUUAGAAUCUAGGUGACCGACAGGAAUUAUGCAGAGAAACCACUGUCUUGGGCAGCUGAUCUUCCUAUCUUGGUGCAGGGAACAAAUUUUUUUCCUGGUUAUAGGUACUCAUUUGUUGUAAGAAAAAGAUAAAGUGUGGUACCAUGUGAACAGUGGAGAAAAAAUGUCAAUGUAUGUAUUUAACAUCAAAAUAAGUCUCUUGAUUCACUAUAGGAAUUAGGGGCCUAAAACUUACCUAAAAGGUCAAAACUUUUCUUAAUUGUUUUUUAUUUAAAAUUUCCAAAAAUAGCUAAGAUUUAUUUAAUGUCCCCAGUGUGUCAACACUAUGCUAACUGCCUGUAUGAUUCAUUUAAUCUUAGAUCACUGAAGUAGUUCUAUAGUUGAGGAAACUGAGGCCCUGAGAGUUAAGACUUGUCUAAGGCCACUCAGUAGUCUGUGAAUUAGACUGAAGCCCAAACAGUCUAAUAUCUAAGUCCGGCUCUUAACCCUCCAGUACAUUGCUUUAACAUUUUUAAUAUACUGUAUUUUAAUUUUUUUAAAUAUUUAUUUCUUAGUUUUAGGUGGACACAGUGCCUUUAUUUUAUUUUUACGUGGUGCUGAGAAUCGAACCCAGUGCUUCACACAUGCUAGGCAAGCGUGCUAUCACUUGAGCCACAUCCCCAGCCCAAUAUACUGUAUUUUUUUACAGAAGUUUUAGAUUCACAGCAAAGGUGAACAGAAAGUACAGACUAUUUCCAUCCAUGCCCUGUGCCCCACACAUAUAGUUGUCCCAGUCCCCACCAGAGCCUGCAUUUGUCACACUCAAACCUACACUGAUAUGUUAUCACUGAAACUCCAUAGUUUACUUUAGGGUUCUCUCUUGGUGAUGCACAUUCUGUGAAUUUUGAUAAAUGUAAAUGACAUGUACCCACUAUUACAGUACCAAACAAAAUAGUUUCACUGCCCUAAAAGUCCUGCAUGAUCCACCUGUUCAUUUUUCCCUCCCCACCAAUCCCUGGCAACCACUGAUCUUUUUACUGUCUCCAUAGUUUUGCCUUUUCUAAAAUGUCAUAUUUGGGUAUUACCUUAAUUUUUAAAAAUUCCCUGAAUAAUUAAACAGGCCUCACAGAA